AUGCUUAAGGAAGAUUAUGGUUACCCAGAUACUCUUGACUUUAGUGACAGAUAUAAAGAAGCUAUUAGAAAGUUCAAGGAAGGAAAUACUGACCCGAACCUAUUUAGCUUUAUGGUUCAGCAUCAAAUCGGAUAUAAUCUCAAACCUGGAAAAUACAAGCUCGCUAAGGGAUAUGAUUUAAUAGCAUAUCAUCCAAAUGACAUGGAUGAAUUUACUCCGAGAUAUUUGAUGUCAGAGCUAAAUGAUAAUUCAACUCUCUUCAUGAAACGCGUAAAAAAUAGAGACGGAACGAAAGAAGAAAGGUUUAUGAGUCCGGAUGACUUAGAGAGGGAACUUGUUAAAAACGGUCUCGGAAUAUAUGAAAUGCCAGCAGAUGAGGUACAAGAAACUCCACAGGAAGAAGUUCAGAUACAACCAGACACGGAAGAAAUAGUUCAGCAACAACAGCUAGAAGAGCCUGAAGGAAACGAACAAGUCCCUCCUUUGGAAACUAACUUCACAGAACUAGAUGAAGAUUUGGAACAGCCGAAAAAUCUUGACCCUCAACAAGUGUAUGAGGAGAAUAUGGAAUCUUUCCAAGAGUCUAAGCAAAAUUCGGCUGACAUAGUAGAAGAAUAUCGAAAAAUGUUUACCGACAUACAAAAGACUCCAACAUCAGAUGAAAAUAUUCAGCAUAGAAUGGAAGUACUGAAAGAUAAUGUACGCAAAUACAAUAAUCCUUUUUACUUACGACCAUAUAACGUUCAAUCUUUGGCUGAACUCGGUGAAAAUAAAAGGUUAAAUUUCAACAAAACAUAUAGAAAUGAAACAUUGUUUAAAGUUCAUUCAGAACCUAACCAAUAUGGAAACAAACCUACUUUUGUUUCUGCAGACUAUGGAACUACAAUGAGAUGA
Molecule: messenger RNA, 894 nt
Organism: Trichomonas vaginalis G3
Lineage: Eukaryota; Parabasalia; Trichomonadida; Trichomonadidae
Product: protein of unknown function, DUF4106 family
Exons: 1
Coding region: 1-894 (297 amino acids)
Source: RefSeq, a predicted model, not a curated record